AUGAGUGAUCAAGAUGAAGUAUCUAGAUAUAAUCUUGAUACUGUUUUUGUACCAGAACGUGAAGCUGGAAAUAAUACAGAUAAAUCAAAUCCAACACCAAUUUCUUCAUCUGAAGAUGAUGAAAACAAACAACUACUCACAACAACAAUUAAUACUCCAACUACAACUAUUAAUAUUCCUACAACAACAAUUAAUAUUCCAACUACAACAAUUAAUACACCCACAACAACAAUUAAUACUUCAACUACAACAAUUAAUACAUCUCCACCAAGACCAACUAAUUUUUCAAAAUUUAUAAUAACAGAAAUAUCUACAACAAGUAAACCAAUAACUUCAACUAUUAAACCUUUUUCUGUAAAACCAAUACCUAUAAUAACAACUUUAUCAACCCCAAAGAUUAAUUUUAUUAGUUGUCCAAUCUGUAAAAAUGAAUUCAAAGAAAAUGAAAUCAAACUACAUUUAAAAGAAUAUAUUAAAAAUCUUUUAUCAAAAGAUACUGUUCGUGAUAAACUAGAAGUGAAAAGGCAAUCACUUGUAUUUGAUAAAAUAAAAGAAUUAGUUAGUAAACUUACAGAUAUUCAAGUUAAAGAACUUAUUGAUAAAAUUCAAAAACUUAUUGAAAAAUAUAGAGAAAAAUUUAUUGAUUAUAUUCCUAAUGAAAUAAAAGAAAAAUCUUAUAUAACUUUAAUAAAAUAA
Messenger RNA from Racocetra persica, 696 nucleotides. The record is from the annotation of a GenBank genome assembly. Lineage: Eukaryota; Fungi; Glomeromycota; Glomeromycetes; Diversisporales; Gigasporaceae.